This is a messenger RNA of Gamsiella multidivaricata, 1383 nucleotides long. RefSeq lists its product as uncharacterized. The record is from RefSeq and is a predicted model, not a curated record. Gene Ontology annotation, biological process: endoplasmic reticulum membrane organization. Bases 85 to 1347 code for a protein of 420 amino acids. NCBI's taxonomy places the organism in Eukaryota, Fungi, Mortierellomycota, Mortierellomycetes, Mortierellales, Mortierellaceae. The transcript has 4 exons. Gene Ontology annotation, cellular component: plasma membrane; endoplasmic reticulum membrane. Gene Ontology annotation, molecular function: FFAT motif binding.
CCAUAUUCUUGCAUUGACUAUUACAGCGCUUCUACAGCACCCAACUCCCCACUCCACCUUCAAUUCCCAGUAAAAAAAAAAAGAAUGUCGUCCAUUGCCCAGCAAUCCAUUGAAACCACAGCUCUUGAGCGUCUUCGGAUAUCUCCACAGCAAUUCCAGUUCGCAGCAUCAAGGGCCUCUCCGGGCCAGGUCUCGAAACUGAAGUUGAAGAACAUGACUUCGGCACCAGUGGGGUACAAGUUCAAGACGAACGCACCAAUGAAAUACUCGGUCAAACCCGUGCUCGGGGUACUGGGACCGGGUGAAUCCAUCAAGAUCUUUGUACGAUCUGACAGCUGGAUCAGUCCACAGGACAGGUUCCUUCUGCAGAGCGUCGAUUUGACAGAGGAAGAAGGACGCUCGUUGGAUUCUCGUAGCUGGAAGACCUUGGAUGCGAAACGCUUCCUCGAGAGCUACAUCCCCUGCUCCUCAACCUCCACACUCUCGUCUGGCGACCUCGAGGAUGAUGCUGGAUCCAUUUCCUCAUCCUCUGCAACAUCCUCUGCCGCGUCCUCUCCGUCCUUCCACGCCUACGACCUCAGUCGUGCAAGCCAGCAACAACAACGUCCCCGUCAAUCACAGGUCUUUGAGCGCUGGCAGUAUUUUGAGGCAACCCGACCAACGAUAUCGAUCGGCGGGCUUGGAAGAAGGUUAUCCACUAGCUCGUCUACCUGUUCGUCCGCAACUUCUUCACCGAGCACCUAUCCUACCUUGUUCACGAAACCCCUCGAGUCGUCGUCGUCGUCAUCGCCGUCGACUCCUCCAAGUCCAGCAUCGACGACGCCUACGACCGCGUACUCCUCAAAACGCAGCUCCGUCUCGUCGAAUUAUCAUCGGCAGGUCAUUACUUCGACUAUCAAGGAGGAGCCCGCAAACAUGGGCGCGGGAUCGGGAUCGGGAUCGGGGCCCUCAUCGGAGCCAACACAGCAUUUUCUCUCUGAGCUGGGAUUCUCGAAGAAACAGGUCUUAGGAACAGUGUCGAGGCUCAGGAUUUUUCAACAUUAUAGUAUGAAGCAGGCACUGCUGUGGUCGUUGGUCUGUCUGUUGCUUGGGAUGCUGAUGCCGUUCGAUCGAAUGACAGAUAUAAUGGGGAGUGGGAGGAGCCGCGAGAGCUGGAUGAGUCCAGAUACCAGCGACAGGUACAACAUGGAUACGGAGGAUGCCAGAGAAGAUGCCGUGCAAAUCUCGAUUGCUUCGUCCGAAAGGGAACCUUCUGGAAUAAUGGAUCUAAAACCAUCGUUCGAGUCAAAUGGGUUCUAUCCAGCAAGCACAACACAGCAACAUGAAGUGGUAGAGGGAGCAGUAUAAACGAAGAACACGUUCGUUGUAUAAAGUAUCGCGCAU